AACGCACUGUGUUGAUAAUGUUUUCGCGGGCUGGAGUAUUAUGAUCACGAGGAGAGUCUAACCGGUCGAUACUUGAGCUUCUGUUGUUUGGGUGAUUUUCUGGCCCGGAUUCUUCGUGCUCUGGAACGUUAAACUUCGUGAACUUACUUAUAUUGGGUUCUGAAGUAUUAAUAAAGAAGCCUUCCUAAACAUGGCGGAUAAGGAGAAUGACCCUUUGGGAAGCACAGAGGCUCGUCAACCUUUGACAAAAGAUGAAGAAGCGAACGGCGAUGUACCUGAAGUCAAAAUAGAAGACAAAGUCCAGCUUAAAAAAGAAGUUACACUUCUAAAUGGCGUUGGAUUGGUCGUAGGAGUCAUGAUCGGUUCUGGCAUCUUUAUUUCGCCUAAAGGUGUGCUCAUUCGUACUGAAUCUGUUGGCAUGAGUCUUGUAGUAUGGGCCGGUUGUGGUCUCUUGGCUCUUUGUGGAUCCCUUUGUUAUUGUGAGAUGGGGACCAUGAUUCCUAAAUCAGGCGCGGAAUAUUCCUACCUUAAAGAAACCUUCGGUCCUCUGCCUGGGUUUCUAUACAGUUGGACACUAGCUUUGAUCAUUCGUCCGUCGUCUAUCGCGAUAGUCGCUUUGACUUUUGCACGCUAUGUCACACAACCAUUCUUCCCGGAUUGUGAAAUAAGUCCUUUGGCUGUUCGUAAAGUCCUGGCUGCGGCAUGUAUUGCUGUGACCAUAUUUAUCAACUGUGCGAGUGUUAAAGUGGCUACUCGCAUAACGGACGUCUUCACUCUUGGGAAAUUGAUCGCCAUCGCGAUUCUUGUUGUGAUUGGUAUCGUAACACUUGCCGAAGGCAAUGUACAGUACUUAAAAGAUCCUUUCGAURAUAGCGAAUCCAACCCUGCUGCCAUUGGUUUGGCUUUCUACUCUGGUCUUUGGGCAUACGAUGGAUGGAAUGCACUCAACUUUGUCACUGAGGAGAUGCGAAAUCCUGCAAGGGAUCUACCUCGUGCACUGAUGAUUGGCAUCCCCUUGGUAACCAUUUGCUACCUGCUGACCAACAUCGCUUAUAUCGCGGUCGUGGGAGGCGAGGGUAUUCUGACUUCUGGAGCUGUUGCUAUGACUGUUGGCGCCAUGAAGCUUGGCCCCGUUGCUUGGUUGAUCCCAAUCUUCGUGGCCUGCUCUACUUUUGGCUGCGUCAACGGCUUGGCUUUCAGUGGUGCAAGACUUGUGUACGUAGCAGCUCGCAGUGGACACAUGCCCAAAGCACUUGCAAUGAUACACCGAAAGCGACAAACACCCAUGCCUUCAAUUAUAUUCAUGAACGUGAUUGCCCUCAUCAUGUUGAUCCCAGACUCAGCACAGUUCAGUACACUAGUAAACUACUUCAGUUUUGCCGCAUGGUUGUCGUACUUCGCGGUGUUUAUCGCUUUGCUGUACCUGAGAUGGAAACGACCCGACCUGCAUCGUCCAUAUAAGGUAUGGAUAGUGGUCCCAAUCUUCACCGCUCUUGUUGCCUUGUAUCUUCUUAUCACGCCAUUCGCUAUGGAGCCGAUCGAAUCUUCUCUCGCUCUGAUCUUCAUCGCACUUGGGAUCCCUGUGUACUUUAUCUUCUGUAAAUGGGACCUCGUGGGUAAAUGCGGCGGUUGUGAUAAUUUUAACCUGCUAAUCCAGAAGCUUUUUGAUGUUGCUGUCGAAGACGAAAAGGACGAGAUUGAAGACUGAAAAGAAAUGCGUACGAUGUAGUAAACAAAUUACAAUAUUAGUGUUGACGUCUUAAAAUUAUUUUAGUUCCGUUUAUCUUCCUUUAGAAAUACCUGAAURCCAUCGUUACUGUACCGGGCUUUCUGUGGUAACACAGGGAGCCCACAAAUAUUUGUGUAGAUGAAAGAAUUUAAUUUUAAGGAACGGAAUAGUUAGAAAAGUAAUGAAUAUUCUUAAAGUUGAUCCUAUAAGAUAUAUUGGCAUCAUGUCAAAGAUAGCUUAGGAUGUAAAUUUUGUGUCGAUGUUUGUCGUAGAGUCGAUACGAUAUUUAUCGUAUGAUCUCACUGUCUUGAACCAGGUCAAACUGUUUUGCGCAUGCGUCAUUCAUAGUUUAUUAGUCGAAGUAAUAUGAUAAAAGUACUUUUAUUCUUCACUUGACUCUUAAGAUGACUUCCGCUCAGGUUGUCGAAACGUCRGUCACWUCAAACAGUCCUUCUCAGGACUACAUCCACCCGGAUGAUCAUAUUACUUCGAUUAACAUUCAUUCACCUGGGUUCAAACCGUUCUAUACAAUUCAUAGUUUAGCCCAGUUCGUAGAAGUUAUAAUUUAUCGGGGGAGGUUUUUGAAGCCUGGCUCACUCUCGUAAUGCAAGCAUAAGCAGAAUAUGUAGACUCGUUUUACUUCAGAGACAAUGGACCGUCGCGGCUAAAAUUAUUCUCAAGGGAAAUCUGAAAUGGGGAGUGGGAGACUGUAAUUCCUGUUAAUGAAUAACAUACAUGCGAUUUCCUUUUUAAUUAUAACAUUUGAACAAUCUCUUACCCGUAGCCUGCGUUUCUUCUGGCCUGCGUCGAAGGAGAGCUCUGACAUAAUCCAUUUUUUUGAGACCAUGGGUACGAGUUUGGCGCGCGACUUGACCUUAGUAGACUGCGCAUGCGUAAUUCGUUGUGCGUAUGCUUGCAUCGCUUGUGUGAACCAGGCACAACUUUAGUCAUUUAAUUAUUUAAUUAGGUUCAACCGUACGUUGGAAGAUAAUCCAUAAAUGAUAUUAAUUUAUAUAAAAUAGGUAUCGUACGCUAAAAUCAUAUACAUGGGGCGUAAUCGUAGGGUACAUGUGACAUCACAGCCGCCAUGUUGAUUGACUUGUCCGCCGGGCUGAUUUCAUUCGUGUCAAACAACAAGGCGGCCCCAUCUUUUUGCGCCGUUUAGCCUCAUGGGUAGGGAUGUAAUUUAUCUGCAUCAAACCCAUCGUAAUUUUAAUGUCGAACUGGUUAUUAGUAAAUAAUAAUAAUAAACUCGCUAGCUAGUGGUCAUAGUCUUGUAUAUCAUAUUUUACAACAUAGAAUAGUUCGUAGUGGGGACUAACUGGCCCAUCACCCUUGGUUUCAAUACCGCUGACCAGACCUAUAACUGCUGUGGGCUUAGGACGUGUCCGUGGUGACCAGAGCACUACAUACAAACGAAAGUGUUGGUCUUGAUCUACAACGAGUUCAAAGAAACUUUGUAAAAACUGAUACGACUAGAAAAUAUGUUCGAGGUCUUUAAAUUCUGGGAAUGCUGAAAAGGUAUUUUUUAGUUGAAAUAAAGAGUACAACGUACAGUGUUA
Molecule: messenger RNA, 3291 nt
Organism: Actinia tenebrosa (Australian red waratah sea anemone)
Lineage: Eukaryota; Metazoa; Cnidaria; Anthozoa; Actiniaria; Actiniidae
Product: b(0,+)-type amino acid transporter 1
Biological process (GO): amino acid transmembrane transport
Cellular component (GO): membrane
Molecular function (GO): L-amino acid transmembrane transporter activity
Source: RefSeq, a predicted model, not a curated record